Molecule: messenger RNA, 573 nt
Organism: Prosopis cineraria
Lineage: Eukaryota; Viridiplantae; Streptophyta; Magnoliopsida; Fabales; Fabaceae
Product: leucine-rich repeat extensin-like protein 3
Exons: 1
Coding region: 1-573 (190 amino acids)
Source: RefSeq, a predicted model, not a curated record
AUGGAUUCAACAUUGUCGACCUUGGGUUUGAUAAUUUUCAGCAUCACCUUCAGUAUUUAUUCUGUUAUUGCCGAGUCCCAGGCCCCCUCUACAUCAGUAUCGCCACGUCCUCCUCCUCGGUCGUCACCUUCACCGCCGCCGUUGCCCCGGCCCCCGCAUCCUUGGUCCAGUUUAAAGCCGCCACCUUUGCCUCCGCCGCCUUUGCCCCCUUUAAAGUCGCCACCUCCGACACGGCAACCUCCAUUCACGCUCCUGCCAUUUCGACGGCCAACUUCGCCCCCUUUAACGCCGCCGCCUCACCAAUAUCGGCCGCCGCCUUCCCAUUCUCAGUCGCCCCAUAAUCUUUCUCAUGCGGACCCAGGACCGAAGGUCGCAAACUCAGCGGGGAACCCCAAUCGCUCCCACCAUAGGCCUCCCCUGCGGCGAACAUCGCAGCGGAUGAACGGAGGGAAGAAGAUCGGUCUUCUAUUUGCGGGUAUUGCGGGACUCAUGCAGAUUGGUGUGAUUGGUUUCUUAGUUUUCAAGAGAAGGCAACUUUUAAGGACGAAGGAUGCCUUUGAAGUUAGUGCUUGA